This is a messenger RNA of Nicotiana tabacum (common tobacco), 3224 nucleotides long. Its product is annotated as putative LRR receptor-like serine/threonine-protein kinase At5g10290. Gene Ontology annotation, molecular function: protein kinase activity; protein binding; ATP binding. The record is from RefSeq and is a predicted model, not a curated record. Gene Ontology annotation, biological process: protein phosphorylation. Lineage: Eukaryota; Viridiplantae; Streptophyta; Magnoliopsida; Solanales; Solanaceae.
ACCCCCCAAACCCCCUCUUCUCAUCUUGUCAUAGAAAAAAAAAAUACAGAAAAGAACCCCCCUCCCCCCUCUUCAUCUUCCUAACCCCAUUAUCUUCUCCAUCAACACCAUACUACCACCAACCCUUCCACCACAAUAACCUUCUUUCAUAAUUAUAGAUUCAAUUCUUUGCCGAUUUUUAAUAAUAUUUAUCACAAAUUCUUAUACAAAUUUCAAAUUCAAGCUCAAAGCCCAAAGCUUCAAACUUGUUAAUGGUGUUUUUUGAAUUUUAUCAAAAUUAGUUACCUAAGUAAAGUUUUACUCAAUAAUAAUCACGAAUUCAAACUAAUUUUUUAGGUCUUGGAACACCAAAAUCAACAAGACCCGAUUAAAUUUUCAAGCUUUUUAAAAAAGUCAAUAAUGAUGAUUUUUACAAUACCCAAUAGCUCCUAUGUUCUUUGUUUUUUCUUUUCUUCUUAGUCAUGGGGUUGGAGAGACGAAAUAUGAGGUGGUAGAUAAAAUUAGGAUGGGGAUUGGGGACGAAGACGAACUUGGGGGAAGAGAAAACGCUGGGUUUUGGGGUUGGGGAAGAGAAAACGCUGGGUUUUGGGGUUAGGAAAGAAGACAUGAGUUAUAUUUUUUUUUCUUUAAUUUAAAGGAAAUAGUUAAAAAAGGGGAACUUAAUUUCAGAUGAAUUUUUUGGUUUUCACACGCCUCUUUUAUGUGUAAUACAUACGUGUAACAUAUGGCAAAAAAGGUGUGUAAUUGAUAUACUUUUAAAAGUUUUGAUGCGUAAUACUAUUUUCGUAUUUUGACAAGUGUGUAAGAGGAAUUUGAGUUUAAGAUCAAUUGAUAAAGUAUGUAUUUUGCCCUUUUUUUCACCUAAAGUUCUCUUCAUAAUAAUAGUUGUACCUAUUACAGUGGAAGAGUCAAUAAAGUAGGAAGAAGCUUCUUUUUAAGAUUUGCUUUGAUUCAAAAGUACAUAUAUUCUGCUUCUUCACAUUUUCAAAGCCCUAUAGUUUGGUUCUUCUUUAAAGACUUAUGGAGCAGCGCUUCCUUAGCUUCAUCUGAUGAAUUUUUUGCCCUCCUAGCGAUCUGUACAUGUCCGACGUGCAAGUAAGGAAGUGCUUCUCACAGUGAUAAAUCACAACCACUAAGUUUUUUGGAAUCAUUGGCAUGUUUAGUAGAAAGGACUAAUGUUUUGGCACCUGUUCAUGGAAGAUGGUGUCUUAUGUCGCAGUGGUAAAUUGCAACAACGGUACUUGACAUGAAGUGCAAUAUUUGAAAGAUGGAACUGUUCCUUGCAAUUGUGAUAUUAGCAUGUCUCCACUCAUUCGCCUUACCUGAUGGACAAGGAGAUGCCCUGUUUGCACUGAAGAAUUCACUUAAUGCUUCAAAUGAUCAGCUUGCUGAUUGGAAUCAGAAUCAAGUUAGUCCUUGCAUUUGGUCCAAAAUUACUUGUGAUGAAAAAGGCAAUGUCAUCAUGGUGUCCUUGUCAAAUAUGGGAUUCUCGGGCACUUUAACUCCCAGAUUAGGUGUUCUAAAGAAUGUGAAUACAUUGUCUUUGCAAGGAAAUGGUAUAACUGGUAAGAUUCCAGAAGCGAUAGGAAAUUUAACAAGCUUGACAAUGUUAAAUUUAGAGAAUAACCGUCUGUCUGGAGAAAUACCAGCUUCCCUGGGAAAUCUCAAAAAGCUUCAGUCUUUGUUUUUGACUCAAAACAAUCUCACAGGGACAAUCCCUCAGUCAGUUUCAAGCCUCCCAAACUUGAUGAACCUUCAGCUUGCUUCCAAUGGUCUUACUGGUCAAGUUCCUGAACAGUUGUUUCAAGUUCCAAAAUACAAUUUUACAGGGAAUCGUUUGAAUUGUGGCUUAAAUUUCAGUCAUCAUUGUGAAUCUGAUAGUGGAGGUUCUCCUAGUAAACCAAAGACUGGUCUCGUAGUUGGUAUUGCUGGUGGAUUUCUUGGAAUUCUCCUUCUUGGAGGAUCUGUGUUAUUGUUCUGGAGGAGAAGGCACAAAGGCUAUAGGCGUGAAAUCUAUGUUGACGUUGUAGGUGAGGUUGAUCGGCGAAUUCCAUUUGGUCAAUUGAGGAGAUUUUCAUGGAGGGAAUUGCAGCUUGCUACUGAUAACUUUAGUGAAAAGAAUGUUCUUGGACAAGGAGGUUUUGGCAAGGUCUAUAAAGGAGUGCUCAAUGAUGGCACUAAAGUUGCCGUGAAACGAUUAACUGAUUAUGAGAGCCCUGGGGGAGAUGCUGCAUUCCAGCGAGAAGUUGAGAUGAUAAGCGUGGCUGUUCAUAGGAACCUCUUACGGCUUAUAGGGUUUUGCACCACACCGACUGAACGGCUGCUAGUAUAUCCAUAUAUGCAGAAUCUAAGUGUUGCUUAUCGUCUACGAGAACUUAAACCUGGGGAGUCUGUUUUGGUUUGGCCAACUAGGAAGCGUGUGGCACUGGGCACUGCACGUGGACUUGAAUACCUACAUGAACACUGUAAUCCAAAGAUUAUUCACCGUGAUGUUAAAGCAGCUAAUGUGUUACUAGAUGAGGACUUUGAAGCUGUAGUUGGUGAUUUUGGCUUGGCAAAGUUAGUUGACGUUAAGAAAACCAAUGUGACAACUCAAGUUCGUGGUACAAUGGGCCAUAUAGCUCCUGAAUACUUAUCCACUGGCAAAUCAUCAGAAAAAACUGAUGUUUUUGGCUAUGGGAUCAUGCUUUUGGAGCUUGUUACUGGCCAACGUGCAAUAGACUUUUCACGCCUAGAAGAAGAAGAUGAUGUUUUGUUGCUUGACCAUGUCAAAAAGCUGCAAAGGGAGAAAAGACUGGAUGCUAUUGUAGACCGGAACCUGAAUAAUAACUACGACAUGGAUGAAGUGGAGAUGAUGAUGCAGGUGGCAUUGCUGUGCACUCAGCCCUCACCAGAGGAACGUCCAGCAAUGUCGGAGGUGGUAAGGAUGCUGGAAGGAGAAGGGCUUGCCGAGAGAUGGGAAGAGUGGCAGCACGUUGAAGUCAACCGUAGGCAAGAAUAUGAAAGACUUCAGAGACGAUUUGAUUGGGGAGAAGAUUCAAUCUUUAAUCAGGAUGCUGUUGAGUUAUCUGGUGGAAGAUGACAAUUGAGUAAUUUUGAACUAGUACACACGUCAUUGUAAGUUUCGUGAUACAUAGAAAGGCAGAAGCCUGAUUGCUCAAUGGCCAGCAAUCCAUGUUUUUAAUUUUUGAGUUGUUGAUGCCAUAUCUUUUAUUCUUUUUUUA